AGGUGGGAGCUUGGAUGUUGAUAUCAACAUGGCGCUUGUCAGACAGACAAAGGCAGUCAGUCUGGUCUGAUUGAGCCCAAAAGGGAGCAGGAAGAGAAGUGGGAGGGGUUUUUUUCUUUCCUUGGGGGGUUGAAGGGAAGCAGAGCUUGGGAGUCUGAAGUGAUCCCCCCCUCUGGAGCUCCUCUCCAUUUUAUUUUGCAGUAUCCCCUAAAAAAGAAAUCUCUUUGCUUUUCCUAUUUGGGAGCCACCCCCAACUUCUGCUUCUAAAUGGUCAAGUGGAGAAAAAAGUAGCCAGAACCAAAACAGCCUUGGAAUCAGGGAAAUAUUUCUGCCCUUAUUUCCCAAAGAGACAGCUAAGGCAAGAGAGUAAAGUUAACAGAAUGAUAGCAAAUACUGAAGACCUCCAAGAGGCUUUCUGACCUUCCUCUCCCCAUGUAAAUUAUGCUGAGAACCUUUCCAGUGGUUCUGCUGGAAACCAUGUUUCACUACACUGAUGAACCCAGAUUCACCAUAGAGCAAAUAGAUCUACUUCAACGCCUGCGGCGUACUGGUAUGACAAGGCACGAAAUCCUCCAUGCUUUGGAAACCUUUGACCGUCUUGACCAGGAACACAGUGACAAGUUUGGGCGGCGGUCUGCCUAUGGGAGUGGAUCCUGUAGUAACAGCACCAACAAUGUUCCAGCGUCUUCCUCUACAGCCACAGCUUCCACACAGACCCAGCACUCUGGGAUGUCCCCAUCUCCAAGCAACAGUUAUGAUACCUCCCCACAACCUUGCACUACCAAUCAAAAUGGGAGGGAGAGUAACGAGAGGUUGUCUGCCUUCAAUGGGAAGAUGUCACCUACACGUUACCCUCUGGCAAAUAGCAUGGCUCAGAGGUCAUAUAGCUUUGAAGCCUCUGAGGAGGACUUGGAUGUAGAUGAUAAAGUAGAAGAACUGAUGAGGAGGGACAGCAGCGUGAUAAAAGAGGAAAUCAAAGCCUUCCUGGCCAACCGGAGGAUUUCUCAAGCAGUUGUUGCACAGGUUACAGGCAUCAGUCAGAGUCGGAUCUCCCACUGGCUGUUGCAACAGGGAUCAGACCUGAGUGAACAAAAGAAAAGGGCCUUUUACCGAUGGUACCAGCUUGAGAAAUCAAAUCCAGGGGCUACAUUAAGCAUGAGACCAGCCCCCCUUCCAGUUGAAGAGCCAGAAUGGAGACAGACGCCUCCGCCAGUCACAGCUACCUCUGGGACUUUCCGCUUGCGACGUGGCAGUCGGUUUACCUGGAGAAAGGAAUGUUUGGCUGUCAUGGAAAGCUACUUCAAUGAGAAUCAAUAUCCUGAUGAGGCCAAGAGAGAAGAAAUUGCAAAUGCCUGUAAUGCAGUUAUUCAAAAGCCAGGAAAGAAGCUAUCAGAUCUGGAGCGAGUUACCUCCCUCAAAGUGUACAAUUGGUUUGCCAAUAGAAGGAAGGAAAUCAAGAGGCGAGCCAAUAUUGAAGCAGCAAUCCUGGAGAGUCAUGGGAUAGAUGUACAAAGCCCCGGAGGCCACUCCAACAGUGACGACGUAGACGGAAAUGACUAUUCAGAGCAGGAGUCUUGGCAAGUACGCAAUGGGGAGGAGGAGGGAAGAUGUACAGAGGGAGGCAGAGAAGCAGAGAAGUUAGAAGAAGACAGGAGGAUCUGCUCAAAACAAGAUGACAACACUAGCCAUAGCGACCACCAAGACCCUAUCUCACUAGCCGUGGAGAUGGCAGCGGUAAAUCACACCAUUCUGGCGUUGGCCCGGCAAGGAACCAGCGAGAUCAAAACAGAGGCCCUGGAUGAUGACUGAUGACGCGAUGGAGGGGGAGGGCUCCCAGAUGAGAAAGUAACUUAGUUUUAGACGUAGCACCUUAGCAGCCUUUUUCCUGGUCCCUAAUAUGUGUCCUUCUUUACAAUAUAACUUUGCAGUCUCUUGUACGUCAAGUUUGCCGUUUAGGGUCUUGUCCUGUGAAGAUGGCAUGGUGCCCUCUGACUCUGCGUAUAAACUCUCAGUAUUAACUCCCAGUCAGAUAAUUAACCAAGCCGACUGACCUCCCUCUCCCACUGCUCCCCCCUCAGCUAGAUAAAAACCUUUGCUGCUCUGUCUUUAGCAUUCCAUGAACGUGCUUCCAGGUGUCGUAGGCAGCCCUCGAUUCCAAGCCUUAGGCUAAAUCUGUAGAAAAACAACAAUACAAACUUGGAUUAUCCUUCAGACUUCCGGGUGUUAACAUUUUUUUUUAUUUCCUCUUGUUUUUGUUACAAAACCAAAAGGAGACAAUGGAGAUUCAGUGGUUUAAAGGAAAAUGGGUUGAGAGUGUGGACAGAGAACGGGAUUAUGAUGAAGCUCAGAUCUGUUGUAAACGUCUUGUUACCAGGUGCCAAUAAGCUGGGCCUCUCUUAGCAGGGCAGCAAUAUAAUCCUUACUGCUUUUCCAUAGGAUUUGUACUGUUUUCCAAAGGUCCUGGCUGGUUGGGAAGGAGAAGGGGAAAGUCCACCAGCUUGUUUUGAUUGAUGUUUGCUGCUGACGUGAUCAACAUAACCUUCCUCUUUUCUUUGCAAGUUGUGUUAUGGGAGGAACAAAGCAUUUCCCCCCUCAAUUCUUAAGUUUUCCCAGUUAGGCCAAAGUUUCCAUCUAUAGAAGAAUCUCUCUUAUAUGUCUCUGAAUGAGACCCACUGUGGUUGUGUUCCUUCCAAUAAGUGGUCACUAAGGCUGAUGGGGCCUAAGGAAUGAUGUAAGUGUGAUUGGAUCAUUCACAAUUCUUUUAUCAGUUCAGUCACAAAUGAGCCCCACCGAGUUCAUUAACAUUUAAACCCACAUAAGAUACAAUUAUACUCUCAGACACCCCCAUGAAGAAUACCUACUCUUGGAAAAGACAUGAUUUAUAUACAAAGAUAAGGAUGAGCAUUGAUGGAAGUGGAUAAGUUAUCGUUACACACGCACGCAUGCAUGUGCGUGAACACACAGACACACAUUCUGUGAUGAAACAUGUGAAGUAGCUUUCCAGUUCAGCCUGUAAUCAGAACUUGAAGAUAACUUGGAUUGAACAGUUGGUAAUUGUUUACUUCCUUUCAACCCCUUGUCUCCAAAGUAUGGUGCACUCUAGGGAAGAAUUAAGAAGUAACUCCUAGUAUCCCUCCUCACUAGAGUUACAGAAAAUAUGCAUACAUGUAAAUUUUCAUUAUUUGGAUAGUAGAGAGUGCAGUGAUCCCUAUCUAUUGUCUGUGGUGUUGGCUCUUCAAGAUAUCACAUCAUGAUGGUAUUUUUUACUUCUCUGAACUAGCCACACAUUCUUUGUGUCUCUUCUGUUCUUCUUCAGCAGCUGGAAAGCUGUACCUGUUUGAGCAGGUUAACAAAUUCUUGGAAGCCAUAUUACAGGAGGAACUAGAUGUUGCCAUGAGCCAAGGAUUUAGUGGCUCUUGUGCUCCUGGGAAGCAGGUUUAUUUUUUUACUUUCCUAUUGUUAGUGCAAUCUGAGAUUGGGUUCAGAUAUUGGCUAUCUAGGAAAUUAGAAUUAAUGAUUAAAUACUGAUGGAAUGUGAGAUGAAUCUACUUCUAUAUAGCAAAAAAAAAAAAUCAAAUUUGAGGGUUUUUUUUGGUUCAUUUAUCUUGAUCAUAUGUAGCACUUUGGUAUUUUUUUUCAUAUAUUUGAGCAUUUUAAAAAAUAAAUAAAUAUCAUUGGAUAAAUCAACAAUAACACGCUAUAACCUCAUGUUACAGUCAUCCAAUAAUAAAUCUGGAACAUAGUCCAUGAGGAACAUCUCUGAUGAAAUGGACCUGGCUGAAUAGCACCAGGUGAUUCUCCUGAGCAAGAUGUUUUGAAAUGAAGGAAGGUGGGGGAGGUGAUUGAAAAGCAUUCCUGUAACCGAAGAUGUAAUUUUUAGUGACCGUAAGCAUGUGGUUUUCCUCUUGUGUGCUUUUUACCUUCACCUUAUUGCAAUGUUCACAGAAAUUCUUCUCCAUUCAUUGUGCCCUUUGAGCUGCCUGUGCAUCAGUGAACGACUAGUAUACUUCAGAACGAAACUGACAUGCUGACAGUCCCAUGAUAUAGUCCCUGCUGGGGCCACAGGCCCAACAUUUGGAAAUGUGGUUUAUCUGUGGCCUUGUUCCCAUCUGUGCUUUGUCAAGGCAGAUGAUAGACAUUUGUAGAAGAAUGGCCAAAGCUUAAAAUCUUCAGAAUGUAGGAAUGUGUCACGCUGUUCCUGAAUUUGACAGACCCUUUGCUCAUUUUGGUAUGGGGAGUUGAGUAGACAGUUCUUCUAUUCUCUGGUCUAGUACUUUAUUUGUAGUCAUGAUUUCUCCUUUUUUUGCAUAUAUCUUGAAUGCUCAGAAAUCAUUAAAGAAGUCAUAAAGAGGGAGUAUCUGCCAAGAUGCUUUUGCUUCGUGUAGUAUGAUACCUACUAGCUCCAGUAACUGCAUACAUAGGAGCUAUAUAAUUAGGCAGAAUUGAUAGGUUGAUAUGAAUACAUUUUGAAAAAGUGAUUGACCAUAAGGAAAAAUAAAAUACCAUCUUUUCAAGGGGCUGGAGCAGCUCUCUACUGUUUGACCUCUGCUUAAGAAUAGUGAAUGCUUCCUUAUGCUGGCCAGACUAGCUAGGUAAGCUUAGUGUGACUUACUCAUCGACUCUGAAGUAAAGAAAUAUCUUUCCCAUCAACUGAUCUUUCUGAGUAUAAUUACUAAGGGCUGAGCUGGAACCCUUUUACAUAUGUCCUCUAUUUCCUUAAUGGAUCUAGGGCAGGGACUAGUUACUACCAUGUUUCCUUGAAAAUAAGACCGGGUUAUAUAUUAAUUUUUGCUCCAAAAGAGCCCAACCACAGUUGGGCUUAUUUUCUAAUUAAGUCUUAUUUUCAGGGAAAUGAGGUACUAAAUGCGUCUGUAUGGCUGACUAUCUUACCUGGGACUUAUUUUGGGGGUGGGGCUUAUAUUACAAGCAUCCUGAAAAAUCAUGCUAGGGCUUAUUUUCUGGGUCUUAUUUUCAGGGAAACGCGGCAUCUCCAUCACACACUUUCUCCAUCAGGAUCCUUGAUGAUGGUUUCUCAUCAGAGCCAUUUGAUUCCAAUUAAAAUGUUGGAGCUUUGCUGGUAUUUUGCUGUUCCAGCUUGCAUAUUUCAUUGGCUAUAUUAUAUGUAAUUUUUUUAAAAAAUCAAUUGUUGAUCACUAAAGCAGAAGCAGAUUGUUGUUGUCUGUCUUGUUUGUCUAUUGAGAGCAGGUAAACUCCAGGAGGAGUUUUGACCUUAGACUCAGGGAAAAAUGUAAGAGUUGUUUGGUAGCUGCAGAGAGAAUUUCUUCUUGUGACAUUUACAAGCAAAUGUGUCUCUCUGUGGCAGGUAACAAAGAAGUGAAACAACUUUGUUUUGUGGGCUAAAUGACCUGGUAAAAUAUAGCUACUGCAGCAGAAUUUUAUAUUCUCAUUGCUAUAAUGGUAAUAUCCUAAACUGAGAAGCAUUGAUGUAAUGAAGUCAUCAUGGUUUUUGCCACUGAGCUUCCCAUUACUGUUUUGGCACUGCUGUUCGCUGAGGUUUUAUUCUUUCUUUGUAUGUAGUUUUAGCAGGACACUAACAGCUAGUUUCAGUAAGAACAGAAGUAGCAGGAUUCUUGAAUAAGCCAUCCAUUGCAAAUUAUAUCAUUCAUUUUUAGUCAGUCUCUCCUAUUAACUUAUAGCUGUUCCCUGCUUAUCUAGUAGUACGGUAUCCUGAAAGGGCUGUAAGUCUUCGUGGCUUGGCCUGAAGCACUUUUCAAUUAUGGUAAACAGUUAUUGGAUUCAGCCCUGUUUAUAUAUUGCACAUACAAAUAAGGAACAGGAAGCAAUAACAAGAUUUCAGUAUGCUGGCUGAACUUGUUAAAACAUUAGGGCAAUAUAGGUAGCCUAUAAUUACCUUAAUUCAAGAAGAACUGUGGAUGUGUUAAGAGAUCUUGAAUCUUUAAAAAGAGGAUCUCGGCAAGAAAUGUAUCAUGAAACAGUAAACUAUAGAAGACCAAUUUAGAUAAGAUAAAAGCUUUGUUCAAAGGACAAAAACAUUUGGAUCCAAGUUUGUCAAGUUACAGAUUCUUACCACAUUUUAGUGCUCUUUCAUUUUAUCUGAAUUCAGGGGUUAAGUUUCUUGUUACUAACAAUUAAACUGUGACUGGGUUUUCUUAUUCUUUGUUGGGAUCCUCUGUUGCUUUGGAUGUUCAGAACCCCUCAAACUGUGUUUUUUUUUUCUUUGACUUUCCAAAAAGCCUUUCCAAGAUGAGGUCUCUGAUAAAAGCUUUUAUCUGUGCUUUGUAUAUAGCAUUCUGAUCUUUCAACACAAUCCAUUUGGUGUCUGACCUACAUUAUGUAUAGUUGAGGAAUUGGGGAAUACCAAUAGAAUAGAUUAGAAUAUCUCACUUGCUCCAUGAGCAAGUAUGGUUUGUGAAUCAUCUUAAGCAGUUUGAUCUAUAAGCAUCCCUUAAUUGUGUCUGAAUUCUCAGCUUGCUGCCCGCUUACAAUCUGAAUUAUAUUUUCUCAAUAACUGAUGAGUGGUAUAGCCUUGGGAUAUUUUCAAUACUAUGAAAUUGCCAGGUUCUGUGAAAUCACUAUAAUAUUGCUGCAACUGAAAGACGAGUUCUCAAUUCUUUAGUGUCCAAGAUACCCAGUUCUACCUUCUAUAGUCUUAGAUGUAGAGGCAGAGUUUUGAGAUUGGUUUCAGACUCCAAUGAUGUAAUGUUUGAGAUAUGAUUUUGAUAGACUAGCCAUCUACAAUAUGAUGCUGCCCCCAAAUAUGAGGACCACAAUCCCAUGAUUUCCAGUCAGAAUCCUAACUGUGAACUUUGGACUUUGUGAGUCAAGACACAUGAAGAGAGCUCUAAUUGAACAACAAUAUUCUACAUCACCUGCCCGCCCUCCCCAUUUCAUAUUGUGCAUCCUGCACCUGUCUAUAUUAUAAAUGUUACUUUGCUUUCUAUUCAUUCAUUCUUCUUAGUCAUAGACAUGGUAUUGGAGAAAUCCAAACUUGUUGGAAAACUAUUAGUACAAGUACAUGAGAGAUUUCUUACUAGAAGCAAAUGUUUUUAAAAAGGGCUUCCUAAUUAAAUAGUGUCACUGGUUUUUAACACUCUAUACUAUUUACUCUUCUUUUCAGUGUCCUGAACUGGAAAGAUUUUAAGGCAAUAAGUGGAUUUCCUUGUGCUUGUAGUUGACAUCAACCCUCCUGAAAAGACUCCCUUGAUAAAAUUUUAGUUGCAGCUUCUAUGAGUAACAUCAGCUUUCUUCCAAUGGAACAGUUUCCUCCCACGCUUGUAUUAACUGAAAUUGCAAACAAACUAAUUUUUCUGUUCCUACUAUGUUGUGAGUCCCUUAGCAACUGGCAUUCAGUAGUAUAUUGCCUCUGAACGUGGAGUAUUCAUAACGAUUAUGAGUUUCAGCCUUUGAUCACUGAGCAAAAUAUAUUGAACUGUGGAAGCAAUUUAAGUCAGUCAGCCAGCUAGAGAAAACAGUGCAAAAUGCUGGUAGCAUCUGUUGUCCGGGAAAAAUAUUUCUUCUAGUGAUUUGUUACUUGCUCUGUGUGAAACUAACAAUAGCCAUUUCUCUAGAUACAUAGGAAGCUUGUGAUCAAAAUGUGAUUCAGUUGAUAAGUUGAUUUCUUGAUAGGAAACGCUUGUUGGUAUGAGAGUGUUCCAGUAUAGGGAAGCCCAGUUCUUUUGUUGGUUGUCAAUUCCAUAACUUCUUGCAACUUUCGUUGUGGAUAAUCAUACCCAAUUGUCUUCCUAAGAUCAACAUGUUCUGUAAUUUAGAUAAUUCUGAGAAGAACUCCAAUGUUCUAUGUGGGUCUCAAGAGGGUAUUUAAGAAAAUUCCUAUUUUGAUAAAAAAAGCCAAGCCCCUUAACUUUAUCAUAAUUCCAGUUGUGUUGGAUGUCAAUUUCUCUAUUUUCCAGCUUAGCACAACAGAGCUCCAUAAGAGUUGAAAUGCAAUUUAACUACAGAAGGGGUGUCAAACUCAAGGCCUGUGGGCCGAAUCCGGCCCACAGAGUGCUUAGAUUUGGCCCACAGGGUGCUUAGAUCUGGCCCAUGGGGCUGCCCUAGAAACAGAAGGACCGGCCCGCGGUGCUUCUGCCAGGGAAAACAGAGCUGCGCGCAGCCCUCCCAGACUCUGUUUUCAGCUGCAACAGGGCCUCAACAAGUGAUGUUGAGCUGGCCAUGCCCAUUCCAGCCACGCCCCUCCCCCUGGCCCCCAAGGUCAAACACAAUCCUGAGGCAGCCCUCAAUGAAAUCGAGCUUGAUACCCCUGGUUUAUCUGCCUUGCUUUGUGAUGUUGUUGAAGGGGAGCAAUAGCUUUAUUCCCUAGAAGUUCAUGUCUAAAUGGGCAAGGCCAUUUACCACCCUCCCAUGUUCAAAACAAGGCUAGCUUUGGAAACAGACUUUCAGCAGUUGAGUUCUGUGGUCCAUUUGCUGUGAAUGAAAGAGCUAACUUCCAUAGCAGGUGGCACUGAGCCGUUUCCCUGGUUUCUGAGGAUUGCUCAGAAUCGUUGUGUCAACAUUGAUUGUUUCCCCAAGUUUAAUAUCCAAUUAUAAAAGUGCCUAAUGUGAUAGCUGAACCUGGUUUUAUGUGGGAGACAGUGGUCUUGCCUGUGUUUGCCCUUCUGAUAUGGGAGGACAUGGCAGCCUAGAAUGUGAAUUACCUUCUGGAACAAACUGGACAGCAACCAUAGUUGCUUUUCUUUCUUUCUCUCUCUCCCCCCCCCCCCCCCCCCCCCCAUUUGACUCUGUGGGCUGGGAAUCAUUGGAAUUGUAAUCCAACACAACUGUUGACCACUUGCCUGACUGUUUUACAAUCUUGGAGCGGCCAUAAUGAGAGAGCCUAACAAGAGAAUUGCUGUAGGAAAGUGCUGCAGCAAGUCCAUGUCCACCUCCUUCCUCUUCUUAUUCUCCUCUGCAAAAAAAGUGCCACCUUGUUGGAAGGCUGCAUUGUGUACUUCUCAUCUGCAUUUCCUGUUACGUGCAGAAGAGAAGUGAUGAACUAUUAUUCCCAGCAAUCUUUUACGAAUGUGAAAAAGGUCUGAGCUUCCUUCCCUUUCCCCCAAUUAGUACAUUUCAUCUCUACAUUGGCUGGAUUCCUGCAUUGAAAGCAACCAGCAGUGUGGGAAGAAACCUGUUAUCUUUCAUUCCAGAACAUUGUUUUGAGGUAAUGGGGAGAGAAGGCAUUAAAACAUUAUACUAGGGAAUUGGGAAUGGAUAUGCUUGGCAUAAGAGGGUAAGGGGGGACAAGGUUUAUUUCCUCCUUCCAUUCUGAGCUUGUAUAUGAGCUGAAAUACAUCACAGUUUAAUCAAUUGCAGGUUGCUGUAGCUUGUGGGCAAGCCAAGUUUGUGCAUUUUCUAACUUCCAUUCCAGGACUGCCCGUCUCUUUUCUCCUCAUGUUCCUUUCUGAUCCACUACUGUGGCGGCACUCCGACACUUUGCCUGGUGUUGUUUUGGCCUGCCAUAACUGAGUUCAGCCUACCUCAAGAGGUAAUUCUGUGUCUCCCUGUCUUGCAGCCACAAUCCCUUUUAUUUCAGCGUCCUUUUUGACAUAUGCAUAGAUAACACACACAAACAACACUGGACUUGUCUAUCUGUCUCCCUACUUCUCCAGCCCCCUUGCUGUUGCCACCAGUUCUUAUUGCAGAUUGGAUGCUGCUUUAAAUGUGAAAAAAUAAAAUAAAACAAUUGUUUUAAAAAGCUAUAUAAAGAAGAAGAAAAAAAUAAAAAAUAAAAACCUGAAUGAAAAGCUAAAGCUGAAUUUAUAAGCCUUGUUGCAUAUGAGCCAAAAGUGCAAAAAGCUCCAUAUAAUAAAUUAACCUGCCACUCAUAUAAAUAUAAAUAUAUAUAAAUAUAUUAAAAUCAGACUGUUCUACAAAAUUGUGUAUUUGUAUUUUUGUGUACGUACAAUUUUCUGCUAAGCAGAAGGAGGAUGUAGUAUAGGAUGUGAGAGAAUUUUUUUUAAUCAAAUUUCUUUUGCUACUUAUUUUUCUUAACAUUCAUCUCUCUGUCUCUAUCUUCUCUAUGUAUGACACAGUUUUUGAAAAAGCUGCAGUCUCUCUCUUCUUCCCCCUGUCCCGCUUAAACCCCCCCCCCAAUGGUCCAUUGCCAGAGUAUACGCUGCCACUAGUUUUGCAGAGAUAUAGAAACUCUCAAAAGUUUGAUAACUCACUGCAUUUAGCAAUGUCAACCUGUGCUUUGUUGGGACUUGGCAUAGUUGCUUCCAAAGUUGUUGAACCUUGUCAGUGGAUUUCUAUUUCCCUGAAGCAACCUUUAGUACUUAGCUAAAGUUGGUCAAGACUUUUGGCGGUCUUUGGUUUGAGAUCCCGAAUAUCUUUGUGAAGGCAUUUCUGCAAGGAAAAAAAAUCAUUGUCAAUCAGACAGACUUGAAAUUCCUAAGCACGAGCCCAGGAAUUGAGGGAAAAGGCGUUUAGCCAGGUUGAGGUUAUUGCUCAAUUGAAAACUGAAAGGCCAUACUAGUGUAGCCAUGAUCUGAACAAAAGUAGGAUGGUCUUAAGUGCCCAAAGUUAUCUUGUGCAUAUUUUUUUGGCAAUCCUAUAACCAUUCUAUCAUUUUUUAAAAAGCAAGUAAUCUAAAUAGGAAGAUAUUUUGUAAAAAAAUAUAUAUUGUAGAGUGACGAGAGAAAAAAAUUAGAAUUAUCUCAUAUCUGAUUAAUGUUUCUCAGUUUUUAUGUUACUUCCCUCUUUGGAAGGAUAUUAGUGGAACUGCCACUUGUUUAUCAGUUAAUUUAAUCUGUCAAGGGACUUAUUUCUUCUUUGAAAAGCGUAAGCCAAGUUCCCACAAACCUGCAUCUGUCCUCUUUGCCUCUGAAGUAUAUUUGAAUUUCAAAAAGGUUAAUAACCUCACAGUCUUGUUGAUAUAAAUACAACUUGGUCAGGCUAGAAACCAGGACUGAUGUUCCUCUGAAAUCUGCAAAACAGACUACGAUGAAAUACAAAAUAGAAAAUGCAAGAGGCUUUCUUACUCCUUAGAAAGACCAUGUGGGAGUAUUGAGAACUGUCCUGUUCUCAAUACAUAUGCAGAAUGUUAAAUUCCAAAACAUGCAGAAUGUUAAAUUCCAAAACAUUUUUUCUAGUGUAACUUUUGUUGAGAAUUUUUUCCCUCAGCUUCAAAAAGAAGUUACGUAUAAACUCUUAUUCAAAGAUAUGAGAGCCUUUUGUACAUUGACAUUUUCCUGACUGAUUUCCCAUUUAGUUUCCCAUGGUUCUUCAUUGCAGGUGGAAACCUUUUCUCUCCUUUUAAAGCUACAUUGCCUCAUACUGUUGACCCUUACCAUUUCUUCCAGGGGUGAGAGAGACACUACAUCUUUCUAAGUAGGGCUCAUAUUUAUACCAGUGUGUACUGACUGUGGAAGAAGUCCUUGUUUCUGUAUGUGAAUGGGGAAAGAAACAAGUGCUCUAUUGUAUUGAUUAAAAACUAGCUUAAAAACAAAUGAGUCCUGUAUCAUUGUAUCUCCUAUUCUGGAUUAUUAGUGCCUUUUUGGACAGUAGACUGUUCUGUAAUUAAAUUGUAGUAUAACUGCUUUUUUGUACAGUUUUGUUUUAAUAAACUUUUUUUAAUUUGUGUUUAUUUUAGUAUUGUACCUACUAGAAAAUUAAAAUG
Molecule: messenger RNA, 11596 nt
Organism: Notechis scutatus (mainland tiger snake)
Lineage: Eukaryota; Metazoa; Chordata; Lepidosauria; Squamata; Elapidae
Source: RefSeq, a predicted model, not a curated record